AUGUUAUCUCUUAACACCACCAAUGGUUCUGAAGAUGCCCUUGCCGAGUAUAUGGAACAAUUGAACGAUAUGAUUGUUCCCUUGUUAACAAUUCUGAUCAUUCUUGGUUUGUUCUUCAUGAUCAUCUUUCUGCUAUCGUUAGGCUUGAUCCCAUCGUUCCUCCGCCGUCAUCGAGGUAACCGUGAAAAUUGGAUGAAGUUCGCCGAGUUCCCGAUCAUCAACCACUCCUACCAUGUUAUCAGAACCUAUUACGUGGGAUACGUUGGUUCAAUGUUUAUCAUUGGGCCGAUUCUUGGUUUCGCAUUUGUGAAUUUCAACAUAAAAAUGUGGCCGCUGUUGCUUGUUGCUUUCGUCUUGGCUAUAAUUUGCUUUGUUUGUUGCUACAUCGUCCAGCUUUUCACUCAAGUCUAUCUGGUGACAAUCGCUUAUGAACUUGUUGGACUAUGCAAGAACAAAGAUGACUUGAAGGAGAAACAUAUUGAACAUGAGCAACGUGUCAAGAGAAGUUGGAUCAAAAAGCUGUAUCUGAUUUUUAUAGCAAGAGACUUUUUACUCAUGCCGGCUCUUAUUAUCUACGACGUUGUCCAUAUUUAUCAGGAAAUGGCAACUCCUGGACUAACAAUGGAAAAUGUGUUUGUGUCACAGAUAGUCGGAAUGAUUAUCUCCGCAAUCAUCUACCUCAUGGUACCUAUGGCAACUCUCUAUUCAAUUAUUAUGAAGAUCAGCUCCAAUGAAAAGCCAAUCUCUGAAAAUCCGCUUCGACGUUUGAUGUUUGUUCAAGGAGUGGUUAUAUCUUCAUUGAUUAUGAUGAUUAUUGUUGCAUUUGGAAUUCUUUUCAUUAUUGACCACAGAAGAUCAUUCAAUAUACUUAUUUACGGAUUUCAAGCUACUGGAUUGAUGUUGCCACUGCAAAUUCAAAUGACUACACUGAUCGUUUGUAAGAAAGCGGACUCGGAAGCAUCUGCUAAUCAAAUUGCCCCGAUUGCCCCUCCGGCUUAUUCUGAGAAAUCUAAUAACGAUUUGAUUUGA
Caenorhabditis remanei is the source of this 1029-nucleotide messenger RNA. RefSeq lists its product as uncharacterized. Lineage: Eukaryota; Metazoa; Nematoda; Chromadorea; Rhabditida; Rhabditidae. The record is from RefSeq and is a predicted model, not a curated record. The transcript is spliced from 6 exons. Bases 1 to 1029 code for a protein of 342 amino acids.